Alligator sinensis (Chinese alligator) is the source of this 4204-nucleotide messenger RNA. It is a transcript of the gene RPE65, whose product is annotated as RPE65, retinoid isomerohydrolase. The record is from RefSeq and is a predicted model, not a curated record. Gene Ontology annotation, biological process: retinal metabolic process; zeaxanthin biosynthetic process. Lineage: Eukaryota; Metazoa; Chordata; Crocodylia; Alligatoridae. Gene Ontology annotation, molecular function: retinol isomerase activity; beta-carotene 15,15'-dioxygenase activity; all-trans-retinyl-ester hydrolase, 11-cis retinol forming activity. The transcript has 14 exons. The coding region runs from base 32 to 1633 and encodes 533 amino acids.
UGGAAAGCUCAAAUCCUUGAUCAGGAAGAAAAUGUACAGCCAAGUUGAGCACCCAGCUGGUGGAUAUGAAAAGCUCUUUGAGACUGUGGAGGAAUUAUCUUCACCUGUCGCAUGUCAUGUCACAGGUAGGGUUCCCACCUGGCUCAAAGGAAGCCUACUGAGAUGUGGACCUGGUUUAUUUGAAGUUGGUUCGGAACCAUUUUAUCAUUUGUUUGAUGGCCAAGCACUACUUCAUAAGUUUGACUUUACAGAGGGGGAUGUCACAUACUAUCGGAGGUUUGUUCGGAGCGAUUCUUAUGUAAGAGCAAUGACUGAGAAAAGAAUUGUGAUAACAGAGUUUGGCACCUGUGCUUACCCUGAUCCAUGCAAGAAUAUAUUUUCCAGGUUUUUUUCAUACUUUAGAGGUGUGGAGGUCACUGAUAAUGCUUUAGUUAACAUUUACCCUGUGGGAGAAGAUUACUAUGCCUGCACAGAAACCAACUUCAUAACCAAGAUUAACCCCAAGACUUUGGAGACCAUGAAGAAGGUGGAUCUCUGUAAAUAUGUUUCAAUCAACGGAUUAACUGCUCAUCCCCAUAUUGAAAAGGAUGGCACAGUUUACAACAUUGGAAAUUGCUUUGGAAAAAAUUUUUCAAUUGCCUAUAAUAUUGUACGGAUGCCUCCACUGCAAGCAGAUAAGGAAGAUCCAAUUAAGAAGUCUGAGGUGGUUGUGCAGUUUCCUUGCAGCGACAGAUUUAAGCCCUCCUAUGUUCACAGCUUUGGAAUGACUGCAAAUUACAUAGUAUUUGUGGAAACACCAGUGAAAAUUAACCUGAUCAAGUUCCUCUCUUCCUGGAGCCUUUGGGGAGCCAACUACAUGGACUGCUUUGAGUCCAAUGAAACCAUGGGGGUCUGGAUUCAUGUAGCAGAUAAAAUUAAAGGAAAGUACCUCAAUAUCAGAUACAGGACCUCAGCCUUUAACCUCUUUCAUCACAUUAACACAUAUGAGGACAAUGGAUUUCUUAUUGUGGAUCUCUGCACCUGGAAGGGGUUUGAGUUUGUUUACAAUUAUCUGUAUUUAGCCAAUUUACGUGGGAACUGGGAAGAAGUGAAGAAAAAGGCUGAAAAAGCUCCUCAGCCUGAAGCUCGAAGAUAUGUCCUUCCUUUAAGCUUUGACAAGGUUGACACGGGUAAGAAUUUAGUCACCUUGCCCUACACGCCGGCCACAGCAACUCUGCACAGUGAUGAAACCAUCUGGUUGGAACCAGAAAUUCUUUUCGCGGGGCCUCGCCAAGCCUUCGAGUUUCCACAAAUCAAUUACCAGAAAUAUAGUGGGAAACCCUAUACAUAUGCAUAUGGCCUUGGACUGAACCACUUUGUUCCAGACAGGCUUUGUAAGCUGAACAUUAAAACCAGAGAAACAUGGGUAUGGCAGGAACCAGAUUCAUACCCAUCAGAACCUAUCUUUGUUUCGCAGCCAGGUGCCCUGGAAGAGGAUGAUGGAGUGAUUCUGAGUGUGGUCAUUAGCCCCUGCGUGGGACCCAAGCCCGCCUACCUACUGGUACUGAAUGCAAAGGAUAUGAGUGAAAUGGCCAGGGCUGAAGUGGAGAUGAACAUUUCUGUUACCUUCCAUGGGAUGUUCAAAACAGCAUGACAGCUAUCGCAAAUGCCUUUAUCAUAAUUUACAUUUUUAUCUUCAAAAAGGUAGUUUCUACUUACAAACCUCAAAUACUAUUUUCCUUUGAUGCCUGGCUUUGAUUUGUAAAAUUUGCUUAUUAAGAAAUCACUUUUCUGCAUAUUUACUUAUGAUAUUUGCACAGACUUUUCCAGCUUUACACUUGGCGACAUUUUAAAAAGCACAGCAGCAAUCAUUUGAAAAUUUAAAACAACAAAGAAGGGCUUUUAUAGAAUUAAACUUUGCGGCAGGGAACAGAAGGAAAGAUACCUGAAAGAGCACCAUUAGAACUCAAUAUAUAUUGCAGAUACAAUAAACAUCCAUGAAAUAAGCUGAAAAUUGUAGCUUCUAAUGCAUGCUUUAAGAGGAGGCAAUUUCAGAUUGUUUAGAAAUUUUCUAAUUUAAAUAAUUUCUCUUUCACUGUGUUAACAUCCUAAACUCAAAUGUUUUUCAGUGAGUCACAGUAAACACCAAUUUGAACACCAUCCUUCCUGGCUGUUCUGGGGACUUGAUUCAAUCAAUGAGAGAGCAGGUCUAAGACUAAUAUUUUCUCACUUAAUAACAACCCUACUGCUGAGAAGUCUAGAGGUAGAGCCUACAACAUAUAGGUAAUGUCCCUUCCCACUCCCCAGUUAAUAAUGUCCUGUCUACAGUACUGCAUCACCCACUAGUAUGGAAAAAGAAUGGCUCCUAUCCUCUUUCCUCCUAAUUUUGGAAGCUCUCUCACAUUCAGGGUAAGAAGUGGUUUGGGUAAUGGACUAAGAUCAAAAUCCAAAUUGUCCAGAAUUACAGGGACCCUCUAUACCAGGGGUUGUCAACCAGGGGUAUAUGUACCUGUAGGGGUACUUGGAAAGAUCACAGAGGGUACGCGCGGCUAUUACCCGGGGGAGGGCACCGUCAGCCCCACGCAGCACAUUGCUGCACCUCCCCACCCCCCACGCCAGCGGCCUGCCGCUGCCACCAGAAGGUGCACACUAGUUAAAAAAGGUUGAAAAGCCCUGUUCUAGACCAGUGGUGCCUUGAACUUUUGGCCCUAUGGGCCAAAUGGGUGGUAUGGGGCUGAUCCAUGGGCUGGACUGAACCCCUAUGCUCCAGGAUCAGGCCUGCACAUCUGGAUCCUGACUGCACCAUUUCUGUUGGGCUCCACACAAGAGGAUCAGGGCCCCGGGGCCUCUCACUGCCUCAGCCUGGCUCCUACACCAGAUCUAGUGUGCAGGGCCAUGCCCCGCCUGGCUUCCCAUGGACCCAGUGACAAGGUGCAAAGGGCCAGAUCUAGCAUGUUGGCUGCUCCACAAACUAUUAAGCUUCCAAAUUUGAGUGAAUAUAAUGUUGAAUGCAGUUGGGUGAGUUCAGUGUUUGUAAAUGUAUGCAUAUUUCCAGUACAGGUUCUGAAAAAUAAAGCACCUCAUAACUGAGAUGUCUGUUAACAAACAGCUUUGGGUAAGAUGGGGGAAUUUUUGAUGCUGCUAUCACUGGGUUAUGUCAGGGCUGACAAAACAGUUACUAUCCUCUUGUAAAUACUUAGUAUAAAUUAAUUCUUUUAAUGUUAAAAGUGAAUGGAAACUGAAUUAUCAUCCCAGACCUGAGAUGUAUAUAAAACUAAGCUGUCUCUUGCAAGGUUUAUUACACACAAACAUAAGUUACUGCAGUUUGCAAGACUCGCAUCCAAUUGCUACUUCCUUAACAUCUGCAAAAGAUGUAAAGAGGAGUCUGAAAGGAAGACCCAAGGACGAAUGUGCUGCAUUCACUUAUCUAACUUUAUCCCUGCUAAACAGCUGGUCCAAUAAGAGAUCACCCUAAGAAAUCCUUGCCCCUCACAUAAUUUUUGGAGCAUCACACCUGCAGCAUCACUUAGAUUAAAAAUAACCUCUGGCCCUAUUGUUAGCUACUCCACCAAAGUGGUGAAGAUUCAACGUUGAUACAGAUGAACGUUGACAAACAGCUUUCAGUCAACAGUCUGAGCUGAAAAAAGGUUCAUUAACAAUGAUUUUUAGUUCAUAUCAUAAAAUACUUUUGCAUCCAUAGAUCUCAAAGCACUUCACAAAGCAGUACAACAGUAUCAUAAUUACACAGAUGAGGAAACCAAGGCACAGAAAGGCAAACUGACUUGCCCACCAGGAGAUGAGUGUAGAAUUGAGGCUUCUGCCUCAUAGUUGGGUGCCCUAUGCACUGAUCCAUACAGUCUCACUUAACUAACUGAAAACCUUGAACUAGUUAGAUGUUACUACCUCGACAGGACAGAGAGAAUGGGGAUUCGAAUGCAGGCCUUGAUUCAAAGUUUCUUACGCUUACCAGAACACCCACCACACGUGCGGGUCACAAUCAGGUCUGUACCCAUAGAGAUUAUUUGCAGUUGUUAAACAAUCCCACAUAAUUAGCUUAUAACCCCUGAGCCUGUAUUUUCAUGAUUGAACCCUGACAGAAAUUUGACAGAACAGCGACUUCAAAACAAAUAUCUUGGGGGAACAGAGGUAAAGCCUUUAUUUGUAGAAUCAACUUGUCUGUUUUCUUUUCCAGUUGUCAUUGCUUUUAUGGUUAGAACACACUAAC